AGGGUUGUAAUUGUUUAGCCUUGUUCUCACUCCAUUUGCCAGGUGUGAGUAGAUGUGCACCAUUGACUCUGCGGUUCACACACUCCAUGCCUUACUGCAGUGUAGUUCUGCCUCUUCACUUCACUGUGCGAUCGCCGGGCACAAGCAGACUGAAGGGGGAUCUUUGAUCUCGGGCUCCUCGCCAUGGACGAAUUACACUACAGAAUUUCACACAGCGCUUACAAAACCUGUUUCUCGGGUCAGUGCUGAGAUGUUUGCAAAGUGGAAGAGCAAACACCGGAGUUCAGAGACACCGCCUCGCUCUUUUUUCGGAAAAGGGUUUUCCUCCGACGGUGAAGAAUUAGUCGUAUUUGUAUUGUAUUGUAUCGUACAUAAAAGGCUGUUCGUACACGCAAUGUCGCUUUUCUCUUUUAAAACGAACUGUUAAACCCUACCACUGUGCCUUCGGAAACGCUGGAAAGUAAGCCAGAGGUAGAAAUGGCAGCACCGUCAGCACGUCGUGACUCAGCUACAUCACAUAACCGGUCUCAACUAGAGAUGUGGACUUAGACAACUGUGAGUUUAAGGAUGGACAGUUUGGAGAACACCACUGCCCCCUAGAGGUGGUCCUCCCUCCUGAGAAAGCAGAGGGCUGUGAAAGCUCUAUGCAGUUUGUGAAUGGUGAGGAAGGAGAGAGCAAUAAAGCCAGGAAGCGCAUCAGUCUCAAUGAGCUGGAGUGUGACGUGUCCGUGGAGGAUGAUAACAGGCAGGAGUGGGUCUUCACCCUGUAUGACUUCGACAACAGCGGCAAAGUGACCAAAGAGGACAUGUCGAGUCUGAUGCACACCAUCUACGACGUCGUGGAUGCCUCAGUAAACCAGUCGUGCCACAGCAAGAGCAAAACGCUGCGUGUGAAGCUGACGGUUACGCCGGAGCCCAGCCCUCGGCGGAGAGAACACAACACACACACAGAAAGGGACUGGAGCUGUAGCCGCGUGGAGGCCACACAGCAGGAAGAGGUGCGCGGGGGAGACAAGCGCCACUCGACACACAUGAGGGACUCUCUGGAGAGGAAUCAUUACUGCGUGGAUGAGAACACAGAGAGGAGGAAUCACUACUUGGACCUGGCCGGCAUCGAGAACUACACCUCCAGAUUUGAAACCAUGGUGCCCCCUACAGUGCCUCAAGAUAAUUUAACCCGUCCAUCUCAAUCUCAGAACCGCUCUCGCUCCCACGAGCCGGACUCGCACUGCCAGCAGCGCCGUUCACAGCUCUUCAGCGAUCACUGCGCCUCUCGCGCCCUCCACCCCACCAGACCCCCCAAAGGGGCGUCCAAAGGUGGCGGGCCCACACAGACGAGGGCCAGCAAGUGUUACGGGCAUCACGGCGGGCAGGACGUGUAUCACCUCCCCCAGCAGAGCCAGCCUCAGCCGCACACACACUCCCAGCACCCGCUGCAACACAGCCACAGCAAGAGGCUGAGGUCCAGAACGCAGAGUAAACAUACACCACAAUCACCUGAUCGGGAACACACACACGCCGCAGGUUUUGUGGUACCCAUGGUGCAACGGCACGAGCAUCACCACCACCACGAGCAUCACCAUCAUCAUCACUAUCAUCACUACCAUCAGACAUGAUCGUACACACACACAUGAAGUGUGUUUUGAUCAUGUCUAAACCACAGACAGAUCACUAAAAACUGAGUGGAAAUAUGGACACGUUGCUCUGUGCUCACGUUUGCGCACAUUCCCGACACUCCAAGUGUGUUCUGCCGUAUUACAUACAUACUCCAGGUAUUCUUCUUUUAUCCAAUCUCAGGUGAAAGCUGCUGCUGUUUAAGCUUUUCAGAGAAACAGCUACUUUUCUCUCAGUUACCUGCUGUGGACUGAGGGAUCUCCUUCUUACCAGGGUACACAUCACCACUGCCAGUUAAUGCAAAAUUAUAUCCCUGUACGUAUGAAAAUGUAUGACUAUAAACAUUUAUUGUUUGAUUAUACAGAUAUCAUAUGCAUAUUUAUCAUGAGCAGUAUGUAUGCAUAUAUAUUUUAUCCUGUUUUUUAUACAUAUUUUAAUAAAAU
Messenger RNA from Hemibagrus wyckioides, 2057 nucleotides. It is a transcript of the gene nkd2b, whose product is annotated as NKD inhibitor of WNT signaling pathway 2b. The transcript is spliced from 8 exons. Gene Ontology annotation, molecular function: calcium ion binding. NCBI's taxonomy places the organism in Eukaryota, Metazoa, Chordata, Actinopteri, Siluriformes, Bagridae. Gene Ontology annotation, cellular component: cytoplasm. Gene Ontology annotation, biological process: negative regulation of Wnt signaling pathway. The coding region runs from base 645 to 1616 and encodes 323 amino acids. The record is from RefSeq and is a predicted model, not a curated record.